CAUUCCCCAUUUAGAAGCCAUUUUGGACACAGAUCAGUAACAUGCAUGUAAACCCCGACCGACCUCCCGAUGCAGCGGUGCUUCUAUUCAAGUGAAUAACCUCAAAAAGAGCGCCGGGUUUUCGUCUCGGAUGGUUUAACGGCUUCCCAUUCGGUUUUUGGAUCCACUUCCGAUGCGAAAUGCCGCACCUAUUAAUGGACUAACAGUCUGGCAGUCAAUUAAUCGCUCCUAUCUUUUCUUGCAACAUUGUUGCAGCGUCGCGGCUAUUGACACGCGCUGUGGUGGUGGUGGUUAGGCUGCGGAGGGACCGGAGGCCUGUGGUCGUUUUGAUCCUGGACUGAUGUUUUGGACAACCUGAGUUUUAAUGUUCGCGACGGAAAGUGGGGGAAACCUCUGUCCUGUAUUUAAAACGGAACAUGUCUUUUUCGUGGCUGACUUGUUCACUUCUUCUGGGAACUUUAUGCGCAGGGUACAGUCUGGGCGAAGCAGAGACCCGGGAGUGUGUGUACUACAAUGAUAACUGGCGUACGGAGAGGACCAACCAGAGCGGCUUCGAGCGCUGCGAGGGGGAGAAGGACAAGCGACUGCACUGUUAUGCCUCCUGGCUCAACUCCUCAGGGACCAUCAAGCUGGUGAAGAAAGGCUGCUGGCUGGACGACUUCAACUGCUAUGACAGGCAAGAGUGUGUCUCCAUGGAGGAAAACCCUCAGGUCUUCUUCUGCUGCUGCGAGGGCAACUACUGCAAUGAACGAUUCACCCACCUUCCUGACAUGAUUGGCAGUGGCAACCGAGUGAAAAUACGGCCUCCACCCCGAGUGCCGUCCCUGCUCAACGUGCUGGUGUACUCCCUGCUGCCUCUCUGUGUGCUGUCCCUGGCCCUUGUUCUGGCCCUGUGGAUGUACCGCCACCGCAAACCUCCUUACGGCCACGUAGACCUGAGCGAGGAUCCUGGACCUGCUCCUCCAUCCCCCUUGGUGGGUUUGAAACCACUACAGCUGCUGGAAAUUAAAGCUAGGGGACGCUUUGGUUGUGUUUGGAAGGCCCAGUUGAUGAGCGAAUAUGUUGCUGUCAAGAUCUUCCCCGUUCAGGACAAGCAGUCAUGGCAUAACGAGCGGGACAUAUUCAUGACUCCGGGAAUGCGACACGAAAACCUCUUGCGUUACAUCGCUGCGGAGAAGCACGGAAGCAACCUGGAGACGGAGCUGUGGCUCAUCACAGAGUUUCAUGAGAGGGGCUCACUGACAGACCACCUGAAGGGUAACACUGUGACCUGGAGUGAGCUGUGUCAGAUAGCAGAGACCAUGUCCCGCGGCUUGGCCUACCUCCAUGAGGACAUUCCCAGCUACAAGGGAGAGGGGCCCAAACCCACUAUUGCACACAGGGACUUCAAGAGUAAGAAUGUGAUGCUACGAGAUGAUCUGACUGCAAUCAUCGGAGACUUUGGGCUCGCUGUACGAUUUGAACCAGGAAAACCUCCAGGAGAUACUCAUGGCCAGGUGGGUACGAGGCGUUACAUGGCUCCAGAGGUUCUGGAGGGAGCCAUCAACUUCCAGCGAGACUCCUUCCUGAGGAUAGACAUGUAUGCUAUGGGCUUGGUGCUGUGGGAGCUGGUGUCCCGCUGCACAGUAACCGACGGUACAGUUGGGGAGUUCAUGCUGCCGUUUGAGGAGGAAAUAGGCCAACAUCCCUCCCUGGAGGAUCUGCAGGAUGUGGUCGUGCACAAGAAGAUGCGUCCAGUCAUCAAGGACUGCUGGCUCAAACAUCCUGGUCUGAGCCAGAUGUGCGAGACCAUCGAAGAAUGCUGGGACCACGACGCAGAGGCGCGAUUGUCCGCCGGCUGCGUCGAGGAGCGCAUCGGCCAGAUCGCCAGGACGAUCAGCAGCACUACCUCAGACAGCCCCGUCUCCAUUGUGACGUCUCUUACCAACGAGGACCUACCUCCCAAAGAGUCCAGCACCUGAACUGGUGAACCCAUCCUUCACCCGAGCUCCUGACUUUUUAUUUUUCAAAUCCAAACUCAGCGGAUCUCCGUGAAUAUUUAAAAGCAUAAAAAAAACAACUAGCAACGUGAAUGCAGCUGCUAUUUUAUCCCAAUACUGGUAUUUUUUUUUUUUCCUGUUUUUAAUGUUUUUGGUGUUUAAAGUCAAAUCCUACUAACACAUCCAUCUGCUGUAGUAAUAAGUUAUGUGAUGGGCACAUCUGAUAACACCCAUGUGUCAAAUCUUAAAUGUUGUCAUUACCUCAUGUAUUUCUUUUGUGUUAGUCUAUUUUUAUUACCUCAUAAGUUGUUUCUUUGUCGUUUUCCUGUCUUGGUCAUGAUCGUCUGCGGCCAAAUGAAAUGAACCUUUGCUCCAAACCUCGGACGACGUGCUGCACACCUCGGAGGAACCGUUUUGAGACUGUUAGACAAAAUAUAUUCAUCUUCCUCAGGGGUCGAAGCUUCUCGAUUUUUAAACUCGAGUGUGCUCCCUUAUUUUAAACCUGUGAAUGCCUCUGAAUGGAAAAAAAAAAGAUCAAAACAAAUCGGAGUACACCUGUUUUAAUCGCAAGGGAGGAGCCGAAAUGGGGAGCUGAGCAGUUGUAUUGGACAUUUUGGACUUUUUGAAGAUUUGGGACAAGCGUCUUGUCACCGGGGAACUACCUCUCAGGUAUCCAGUAGGCUUCUUUGGAACAUUUUCUCUACGUUGAGAGCCAAGCUAUCCAGCUAGCUAUCAUGGACAUAUUCCUGGAUUCGUUUUGUUUUUUAAUUGUAGAAAUUUAGAGUUACUCCUUUGCCAGUGCCAGGGGCAUUGACGGAUGCUGCCUGGAGUUGCAAUGUUACACAUUCUUGAUUUUACCUGUCUGAGUGUGUGUGUGUGAGUGUGUGUGUGUGAGAGAGAGAGAGAGAAUUUAAAGACUAAAUGAUUUGAGAUGGACAAGAGAGCAUGUUUUUAAAGUAAGAACCAUGGACAGAUAGUUGAGGUUUAUCCUUGCGAGGGCCAUACUUGAGUAAGCAACAUGUCUGUUUUUAAUUUUCAUGGGUGUUUGUUCAAUAGACUCAGUUGGACACCAGUCCCCAGAUACCUCAGUCACUGUACAUCAUGCAAGGAGAGCUCAAAUGGUUGCCUUUGUCUCAAAUGCAAUGCCAUAGUUGUACCAUAACAUGAAUACCAUACAUUGAAUGUCCGUUAUGCUGCUGUGACUAUUCCAGGAUACUCAAGGAUUUGUAGAUGUACAUGUAUUCUUUGUUAAUAUAACGCUAAUGAUAUUAUGUGAGGCUAAUUUUCUGUUUUGUGUUUUUUGACCGGGUAAGCUCUCAGCUGCUUACUCCUCCAGACUGACCUCAGAUAUUCUGACAAGUACCUCAGGCUUUUUCUACAUGUAUUAUAUCAAGUUGUGUUAUGUAUUUUAUUGUGUUUUAGUAGUUGAGAUAUUUUAUUGCCGGUUGGGCCUCUUUGUCUGUGGAGAUUCGAUUUUUUUUUUUUUUUUUUUUUUUCUUUCUAGAGCCUGACCAGUUGUCACAGUGUUAAUGCUGUACAAACCUAAAAGAAGAGAGGCAGAUUCUUGUAAAUAGACCUGUACACACAGUGGCCGAACACUGAUCUGAUUUUUUAAAAUACAAAAUCAGGGCAUUACUCAUUUCACAGAAACCGAAAGGGAUCUCUCAGUUCCACCUCUACAUAUUUAAAAGUCAUUUUAACAACUAGCCCUGUGAUUUAAAAACAAAAAAAAUAUGUGUAUAUAUACAGAUUUAUAUAUAUAUAUAUAUAUAUAUAUAUACAUUUUUUUCCUUCAAUUUCUUUCAAGAAUGGUGGUUGUGUUACUGAUUUCUAUAAUAAUGGUAUCAGUUCCUCUGGAUCAGAAGCUGUGUAGGUAGCACUUACAUUAGAAAGUUUAGUGUGUAUAUCAUCGAAAACGGUCAAAAAAAAAAAACAACAAAAAAAUAUCCCUGAUGGUUUGGUGCUGGCGGCUUCUGUGAUUUGCCACCUGUUGGAAAAUGCCAGUUGGAACAGUAUUACCUCAAUAUUAACCCGCUGAUGUGAUGUUCAGACUUGUUCAGUGAUAGUUUAGCCACGUUGGACACACAGGCUCAUCUGUUGUGCUUUGAUUAGUGCUGUGGAACGAUGGUGAUUUUAACAGUGGUCUGUAACGCUUGCUCCUGUGCAGUUUUGGUAAAGAACGUGUGGGGGAAAAAAACCAUCAAUACAGAACAAUGUUUUUAGUGUUUGGAGAUCAUCUAUGUGUCUAUAACCACAUGAUUGAUUGAUUUUUAAUAAUGCAGCCCCAUUACGAUUCAUGUAAAGAGUGGCAUGUGCGUGGUCCAAGGGUCCAGCAAUAUUUAUUAUACAGCAAUAGUCACUUGGAUAUCAUAGUUUAUGUAAUUAAACUUUGCUGUGACUUAGCAGUCGUCUUCUGCGGAUCAAUAAAGUACAUCCCAUCACACCUGGAUCAUGUUCUGAUGAGGACACACUUUAGAGCCUCCAAAAAAAAUGCUGUAGGUUGAAUUUGUGUGUGUGAGCUGAACGUGACCCAGGUGCUUUCACGUAUUGUGCCAGAAAAACAACGAUCACAAAUGAAAAUCUGCCGUGAUUGAUUGUUACCUCCCAAUGCUGUCUUACACCCAGCUCUUCUGAACAGAAAAACCAGUUACCUCAUGCAGUACCUCGUUAGUAACACUAACAUGGAGUCAGUCUCAUCUUCAAAAAGAAAAAACAAGAAAAAAAUAUCAAUUAUCGUGUAUAUAUUUACUUGACAAAUGUAAAGGGUUUCUUCCUUUUCAUGUGUGAAUCCUGUGAAAGCAAAUCCUUUUUUUUUUUUUUUUUUAAAUUUACAGUCAACAUAUUGUUCAUUUCUUGUAGUGUGACUGGAUUUUUGACUGAAUCGUGUGACCUUCCCUGUUUAUGUGAAGACUGUGUGUGUGGAUGCGUGUGUGUGUGUGUGUGUGUGUGAGUGAGUGUGUGUGUGUCAGUGAGUGAGGUGUGUGUUGGUUGGUUUCACUAAAACAGUACGAAUGGUAAUUUUAUCUGUGAGUUGAAAUGCUUAGAAAUAUAAACUAGAUGAGAAUACAUCCAUCUUUUUGUAUAUUAAAAUAAAGACAAACACUGAUUAACCAUGUAAA
This is a messenger RNA of Dicentrarchus labrax (European seabass), 5098 nucleotides long. Its product is annotated as activin receptor type-2B. Gene Ontology annotation, biological process: cellular response to growth factor stimulus; activin receptor signaling pathway; protein phosphorylation. The record is from RefSeq and is a predicted model, not a curated record. The transcript is spliced from 11 exons. Bases 417 to 1961 code for a protein of 514 amino acids. Gene Ontology annotation, molecular function: activin binding; ATP binding; activin receptor activity. Gene Ontology annotation, cellular component: plasma membrane; activin receptor complex. Lineage: Eukaryota; Metazoa; Chordata; Actinopteri; Moronidae.